Messenger RNA from Marasmius oreades (fairy-ring Marasmius), 396 nucleotides. RefSeq lists its product as uncharacterized. The transcript is spliced from 3 exons. The record is from RefSeq and is a predicted model, not a curated record. Lineage: Eukaryota; Fungi; Basidiomycota; Agaricomycetes; Agaricales; Marasmiaceae. The coding region runs from base 1 to 396 and encodes 131 amino acids.
AUGUACUCCCUAAUUGAUGCCGAUGUUCUCCCUCUCACCGUCCUGGAGAAGAAAUUUGAGCAUGCAGCGCUCCCCGACCCUGUGAUAGGACAAUCGACCAAUCCAAUUACUAUUCUGCAGAAGGACGACGAAGAGCGCAAAAGGAACGGACAUCUUGGAUCAGUUCUCGUGGUGUCCGUGGAACUUGCGGAAAGCGAAAUGAAGAAGACGCCAGAACAGGCUGUGCGUGAGACUACAUGUCCUACCUUCCAGCCUUUAGGCUUGUUUAAAGAAAACAAGAGGUCGUUCGAAAGGCUGCCAACACUGCCGAAACCAAUUUGGAUGGUUUGUUUGAAAAACGCUCUGGACGGAAACGCGUAUGCAAUGAAUGUCCAGCCACGGCCAUCACCUCCUUGA